Molecule: messenger RNA, 4458 nt
Organism: Papilio polytes (common Mormon)
Lineage: Eukaryota; Metazoa; Arthropoda; Insecta; Lepidoptera; Papilionidae
Gene: IRSp53
Exons: 14
Coding region: 299-3601 (1100 amino acids)
Biological process (GO): positive regulation of actin filament polymerization; actin filament bundle assembly; plasma membrane organization
Cellular component (GO): cytosol; nucleoplasm
Source: RefSeq, a predicted model, not a curated record
CGUUUACACUGUAUUUCCAAACAUCGACACGGCUGAUACUCGAGCGAUAGGUGAUUCCACACGUUCACUUCGCUCAGAGCGCACGCCUCUACAAUUCAAAUAUCGAACAGAUGUCCGUGAAGCUUUUACGUACAUGAUCUGUGUACAGUUGAGAAGAAAAUAUUGUGCAAAGGUGUAAUGAAAUGUGAAUUUAGUGUUGAGUGUUAAAAUAUAGUUUCACUUUUGUUUUUGAUAUUUGUUUCCCGAUGAAGUUUCACGUGUAACUUGUUGACGUUUGGUUCUCUGAAAAUCGAACGCGAUGGAGACUGAAGAACUUACGAAACUUGUGGACGGGAUUUAUAAGAACAUCCUGGAUAAAUUCAAUCCAGGCGCCCGGCAGAUGAUAACAGCUGGCAAAGCCUAUCUCAAAGCGUUACAUGGCGCUGCCGCGGCAUCUCGCCUCUACGUGGACGCAGUCGGCAAGCUGGGCCGGCAAGCGCAACAAGGAACGUGGGGUGGAUGUGCGGAUAUUGGAACCGCUCUCAUGAAAGUCGUCGAAGUUUACCGAGAGAUACAAGAUCAACAAAUGAAUAUCUUAAAAGCAUUCUACGUUGAUUUGUUGGUCCCCUUGGAGACUAAUCUGGAGAAAGACACAAAAGUAGUACAGUCGGAACAAAAACGAUUCCUCCAGCAACACAAAUUGCGCUCGGAGAGUUACAGUAAGGCCGCUGCUACGAUUAAAAAGCAAAGAAAAAAGAAAACCAACGUAACUAAAGUUGGAUCGGCCAUGGACAAAGAGAUGAAGAGCAUGCAAAUACUCGAAGAGGAGAAAACAAAGUUGGAUGCAUUUUGCGAACAAAGCUUGAAAAAUGCAAUGACACAAGAGCGUCGACGCUACGGCUUCGUGCUUGAGCGCCAGUGCUCGCUCGCAAAGCAUUGGCUGGCGUACCACAGCGCGGGCGCGGCGUCCUACAGCACCGGACUGGAAGAGUGGCUAGAGGUCUCCCGUACCAGGGAAUACCUACCUCCCAAUGUUGAAGCUAUGUUCGUUAACAAGAUGAGGCAAGUAUCAUUCUGGGCGGAUGAAGACGUAUAUGCGAGUCCUCGAAACGGCGACGACGAUGAUCGCGCGUCAGUCGGUUCUGCGCUGAGGAAGACGCGCUCUGUGGACGCAUCCUGUCUCGAUGUGCGCUCUAUAGCUGAGCUUGGCUCACCCGCACAAGGGCUAUCUCGCGCUAAGUCAGACUUCAACCUGCAAGCGAGCUCUCAUGGUGAACAAGGUAAGUUAACAAGUCAUAUAUUUUCUAAGAGACAAUUUCGAUACAAGAGGACGCCGCCGCCAGCGCCCGUUGCCCACACCCAGGUUUCCACCACGCCACACUCCCACUCACAUCCACCAACACGCAUGUUCGGUGACACCGUCACUGCUCACCAUGUCAAUAAGGGUCGCUUGGGAAGCAAUUCUCCAGGGCUACCGCCGACUUUACCGGCGCCGUCGCCGGGCGCCCUUAGCUCUUCAGCUAGUGCGACAUUCCAUGCUUCUAGUGGAACUACCUCCGCUACUAAUGCAAUUAAGAGUUCCACAUCUGCCGCCAGCUUUACUACCCAUGCUGUUAUUGAAACAAGAAGCUUUGGGCCGCAAACUCUCCCAAUGCGUUCACAGGUGGCACAAAACAAAGCUGUCCCCACUAAGAGUGCUGUGGCAACAGUCGGAGCUGUGGGUAACGUAUCACUGCAUAGCUCCAAUGAUUCAGGGUUUUCAAAUGAGCCUCCGCCACAACCUGAUGUUGACUACAGCGACGAAGAGGCACAGCGGCUUCGUGUACCAAUCAGUAAAAACCAGCUAACCAACGACAACAAAGCCUAUUUGUUAAAAACACAAAGUCUUAGACGUGGCCCAAAGCCCGCAAAUGCAAACGGGUACUUAACUGAUGAUCAACAAUUGUUACUGCGGAACAUGCUCGACAUGGACAAAGAUUCUCAGAAAGUAAAAAGAACAAAAUCCUUCUGGAAAUUCGGUCGCACAACUUCUGAAGAGAUAAUGGAGGGAAUGUCUCUAUGGCAACAUAGAGAUAUCGUGGAUACAGUACCAGAAUACAAGAAAAAAUUGUUUACAAAAUUAAAGAAAGAAUUACGCCCUGCUCCAGAUAUACCUGAACCCAGAAAACCUACAAACAACGAAAAUAAGACUUCACCCGAAAGUGUUCAAACACGACCACAAGAUAGAACUACAAUUGAUAGAAAAGACGUAAAAGUGACUGGUGGAUUACGACAAGCUAAAAGUCUGGGAUCUAUACAAAAUGAAGAACGUAUCGAAACAAUUAAGAAAGACAACGAAAAUUAUCAGCAAAGCCAGGCAAUAAAUAAAAAGAGCAUGUCCGAGAAAUCAAUAGUCGAAGAAAAACAUGAAGACUUUACACUACGAAAUGAAUCUCGACACUCAGACUUAACUAAUACAAGCACUAUUAAAACAAACUUUGAAAACAGUUUUUAUAACGAUGAAAAUGGUGAUGGCUUUGUAAUGAAAACUGUGAAGCGGAGAGAAAUACUUCAAAGAUACGACAAUGAUAGCAGUUCUGAUGUUAAUUCUGUUGCUUCAAGCACUGAUCCAUACGAUUGUAUUAUUGUUGACGAUCAUAUGACAUCAAAGAAGCAGCAAGAACUUGAUAGACGCAGACAAGGUCGUAUGAUAGACGAAGAAGUUAAAAAGAGCAAAGAGAAUGCUUACAUGCCAGAGUUCGAAGAAAUAGAAAUAAAUCCCAUUAAACAACAUGUUCGUGGCACAGCAACUAAUGAGAAAACCAAAAAAUCGUCCAUAGAGCGUUCUCAGCAAGUUAUGGAAUUCAAAACGUUCAAAGAUAAUUCAAAGGAAAUUAAAACAUUCUCUGCUUCAUCCGAAACAUUGAAAUACAAAGACAAUGAACCAAUCGCUGAUAGAUAUGGCAUUCCCAUAGAGCGCAAUAAUAAUGAGCCGUAUAAUGGUUAUGAUGAUGGAACUCUAAAAUACAAAAAAGGUAGAGAAAGCAAGGAAGAAAAGAAUCGUCAAUCUAAUGGCUUCGAAAAUGGAAAGAAGAUUAAAGAAUAUCCACAAAACGAAAAUCGUCAGCUAAAGAAAGAGCAGCGACCAAAUGAAAAUCGAGAACCGAGAAUUGAUUAUUCUUUGGACAGACGUCAAAUUAGAAAGGAUUUCAGUGAUACCAAAAACAGAGAUGCUAGAUUAAGAAACAGAUCUAACAGGAGUUACGAUGACAGUACUUUACCAUAUAACGGACGAAAGGAAGAAAGGUACUACGAUGCUAAUAUUUCGUACUUCAGCGACCAAGAACGACGUGCAUCGCGAUACGAUUACGAAACUGAUUCCAAAAAAGCUGAAAAAUCUAAAAUAAGGCAGGAAGAAGCCAGGCUUGAGGCGAGGCGUUUUAUGGACCGUCGAAGUGAAGGCCCCUACAGUGAGUCCGAUGACCAAAAGUUCAAUGAAGCCUUAAAACAACAGCGACCCCAAUUACUUCCACGCACAAAACUGCUCAAAAGAAGUGUAGAUGGCAGUGAAUUACCGGAAGAAGGUCACACAUUCGGGCCAUGGUACGACUUAUGGGGUCGAGAAUCAGCCAUGUAUAAGUAGCCUUAGACUUUUUUGUAUUCUAGUUUUAGUUGCAUUUUACGAUGUAUGUAUAGUUUUGUCCAUUUUUUUAAUUUUGAUCAUUUUUUAUUGUUUUCUUGUUGUUAAUCAAUCUUUACUUUAAUUUAUUUAGUAUCAACAUGUAGAUCGUUUUUUAUAAAUGUAACAUUUUUUUUUAUUUAACAGUUUGGUUCAGAAAACUAGAGCUAGGGGAUUUGUUAUUAUUUCCUUAAUAAUCUAUGAAAUUAUGGGUUGCGGUAAUAAUCAUUCUGUUUUCUUUUUCGUUACUUCUAGGGUUGUGAACCCUGCCUUUAGGCGCUAAUAUUCGAUACCAUAAAUUCUGUAGUCAUUUAUCUCUUUUAUCCUGGAUUUUGUUAAAUUUUAUGGCAAAUUUUAUUAACAUCUAAUUUACGUGUUUACUUACUAAGUCGUUGCAUUAAGUACCUGUUAUUGGACCAAGAUAUUUUAUUUAUUUAGAAAAAAAAUUACAAACAAUUUGUGAAAAUAUUACCCAUUCCUUACCUACAUAUCAGAUAAUUGGAAAUUAUCCAUUUUUAUUUAAAUGAUGAAACCCGUUAAUUUGUAGUACAAAUUGCAAUCUAAUCAGAGGUUGAAAUGAUUUUAAAUAACGAAUUAACUAAUAAAAAGUUUGUAUGCGUUUUUCUACACAGGCCACAACAAUUCGCGACGGUGAAACUAAGAAAGGCAUUAACAAAUGACCGGUCGUCGCCUGCCAUUGAUUAAUAUUAUACUUAAAUAUUUUGUUAUAUGUAUGUACUAAAAUGUAAAUUAGAAACACCAUGUAUUUUGUACAGUUAUUCAUAGUUUAAGAAAGAAUAUAUCACAAUUUUUUACAAUAA